Messenger RNA from Aspergillus ibericus CBS 121593, 606 nucleotides. RefSeq lists its product as uncharacterized. The record is from RefSeq and is a predicted model, not a curated record. The transcript has a single exon. NCBI's taxonomy places the organism in Eukaryota, Fungi, Ascomycota, Eurotiomycetes, Eurotiales, Aspergillaceae. The annotation marks the transcript as partial.
AUGGCCUCCCUCGCGCGUCUCGCCGGUCGGCUCUCGACGGGGCUCGCCGUGCUGUUUCUGACCUCGUGGACGGCCACCGCGUUGAGCUUCACCGCCAUCAACGUCCUCAACACCGAAGCCACCAUCGUGGGCACCCUCGCCUCCAGCAGCUUGGUGACCUUCCUCGUCUGCCGCCUGCUCGUCCGCUUUCAGUCCCACGACGGCACCCUCGCGCACCUUCUGGCCACGGCCCAUCAUGGCUCGCGUCGUGGGGCGCUGGUCCACCUCGUCUUUUGCGGCACCUGGCUGUACGAGCUGCUUGCCAAAGGCGUCCUCCUGCUUUUCCUGACCUUCGUCGGCGGCGUCCUGGCCACGGUCAUCUACAACGACCCCAACCUGGAGAAUCUGACCACCACUACACCCACCCCCGACCAGCCGGACACGCCUACUACAGCUCUGGCGGAGAUUGACGAGUUCAAGGACAAGACCGGCUUCGAUCCCACCCAACUGUUCCGAUGGAUCCCGCCUCAGGCUGUGGUGUAUUGCAUCGGACUUCUGUGGGUCAACUUUCUCAGCUUGGGGCUGUAUAUCUUGGGCCAUGGGUUGAAGUCGUUGGGUCGCGUGUUG